AUGCAUCCGGAAAUUCCUUUCGUCCCUGCCGGCUGCAGGUUUCCACGUAACUUCACCGGAUAUUACGAAGGUGACUAUGAACCGGACUCAUUCGUCACCAUAAACUCUACCCACAUCUACGUCAUCACCAUCAUCAACCAAUACGAAUUCAUGGAAUCCUACUUUGUGUGCUUGCAAAAUGUCGAUUCGCGCUAUCUUACGUACAGCUAUGACGUCGGUAAAUGGGCCUCCUCUCAGAGGUGCGACCUCGCCCAGACGGCAUUUAGCCAGUCCAUUGAAGAAGGUUCAACUAUGAAGAUGACCCUGAAAGAAAAUGAAAGAUUGUGUUGGUGGUGA
This is a messenger RNA of Helobdella robusta, 336 nucleotides long. RefSeq lists its product as hypothetical. Lineage: Eukaryota; Metazoa; Annelida; Clitellata; Rhynchobdellida; Glossiphoniidae. The record is from RefSeq and is a predicted model, not a curated record. The coding region runs from base 1 to 336 and encodes 111 amino acids. The transcript is spliced from 3 exons.